Fusarium redolens is the source of this 2186-nucleotide messenger RNA. RefSeq names its product kinase-like domain-containing protein. Gene Ontology annotation, molecular function: ATP binding; protein kinase activity. Gene Ontology annotation, biological process: protein phosphorylation. The record is from RefSeq and is a predicted model, not a curated record. The coding region runs from base 119 to 2029 and encodes 636 amino acids. NCBI's taxonomy places the organism in Eukaryota, Fungi, Ascomycota, Sordariomycetes, Hypocreales, Nectriaceae. The transcript has 4 exons.
CCCAUGUUAAUAAUCAAAGUACUAACUCCUUAUAUAAUUGUUCAAGCCCCUUCUUAACGCCAUCUUCAUCACGCUAUUUAUCGGCCUUGACGCUUCCAUUAUUCUUCUCUAUUGAUUCAUGGACAACAGCUCAUCAAAAAUGACUGAGAUCGAAGAAGUGGUUAUGGAUUUUAGCCAUGAGUAUGGUGAUGAUGUAGGAUCAACAAGAAAGUUUUUGGAUAUUGUUGGAGAUCUCUUGCUUGAACAUAGAACAGAGGUUCCUCAGAUGUGGGAUUUGGCGCGAGAGCAUAGCUGGGUAGAUGCUCUGAAAGAGGUCCGUCCCUCUGGGCUAACUACGUGUCCUCACACACAAGGCCGCCCUCAAAGCAUAACCGUGAGCACUGGUCAUGAUUGCUGGCCAGAUGCGGCACGGCCAAGGGAAUCUUUGGCGACUAAUCGCUCUUGGGAGUCACGCUCUUCCCUGAUUGAUAUUCCAUCUCAGUAUUCUCAAAAAACUUCGAAUCAAGAAAAUGAUGAGACAGACAGCCUUUGCCAAUUGAAUGUCAAAAGCCACUUCACCUGCAAUUCGGAGCCUGUCGCUCAUACAAAUCAACAAGACAAUGAUACAACAACCACUACAAGUCAAUCAAAAUCAGCAAUCUCUGAAUAUGAAGUUCGAUCCUCAGUCAAAGACUCGCCUCAGUCUCCAGCCUCAAGCCAUUGCACCAAGUGUUUAUCGAACAACCCGACCGAUUUCCCUUUCGUCUCAGAUGUCGGUCCUCUAGCAAUUGCCAUGGUCCUCGAGGCACUCCAUAGCCAUAAAGAACUUGCCAUCGACGUAAUGGCUCCGGCAUGCACAUCGGAGCGACCUAAAUAUCUAAGAAACGGGCUUUCGUUCCGGGUUACGCAAGUCCCCUGGCAGCAGGUUCGGAUUGAUACCGGCGGAAGGACUGUGAGCGAUGCGGUGUACAAAAGACUGAAUCACAAUGCUCCCCGGCAUGCGUGGCUGGACUUCAUGAAGGACCUUGUCGUCACUCAUCAUAUGACCUAUCACGUCUCUGAAGAACACAAGAGAAAUGUUGUCAAGCUUCUCGGCCUCGGAUGGGAAACGGUUAUCGACGACGCCCGACAAGAGCCAACCCUCGCUCCCGUCAUCGCCCUCGAGCACGCACCGUACGGAACACUAGAGGAUCUCUUCUAUUCCUCGGAAUUCCUUUCCUCGUAUGAGCAAAAGUUGACUCUUCUGACUGACGUUUGCGAGGGUUUAAGAGCCUUGCAUGCUUCUAAUGUGAUACACGGAGACGUUAAGCCGCAGAAUAUCCUGGUCUUCGGAGAUACCACCCACAGGAUCAUAGCUAAGCUCUGCGACUUCGGCUUGUCAAUUAUUGACCCGGACUGCGGGCCAGACUUCCAAUGUCUUCCUGGAGGGACGGAUAUUUAUCUGGCCCCGGAAGCGUCGAGACCAAUUGCGAAGGGUCAUUUAAAGUUUACGGAUGUAUAUUCGUUUGGAAUUGUGGCAUGGCAAACGUUGCUUGGUGGCGCUAUGCCGUUCUUCAGUCCACGGUUUGCAGACGGACAGACUCUUGAUGGGUUUGAAAUCCAACAGCUGAAGACUGGUAGACACCAUGACAUAGCCGCGGUGUACGACAUAUCAACCAGCUUAGACGAGUUUUCCCGCCUUAACAACGGUACCGAAAUGUCUAUGGAAAACUACGACCCGCCGAGGGACUCAGUCAACGCUCUCCUGAUCGCGAUGGCUGCCGACUCCCUGAGUCAGAUGCAUGGGACGCACAACCCCCUAUGGGGGUCGCGCGAAAUUUCUGGCUCAGAAAUUGCCACCAUUCUGUCACUACUCCAAAUUUGUCUGAGUAGUUGUCCUAUGCACCGUCACUUAGGUAGUAUCGCGAUCCUGCUGGGGAAACGAUACGAACAAGGUCGCAUCAUGAUCUCCGAAAUAAAGUGGGAUUAUAAAGUCAAACAGGCAUGUUUUAUGCAAUUAGUGCUUUACUCACCGUCAACACUUCGAUCGGCUAACUUUAAAAGGCUCUGAGUACUAGUCUUGAAUUCCAUACUGCAUGUCCUCGAGAAAGAGAACUGUACUCUUCCAUUUUUGAACGGUUCUUUGUCACCCUUCACCACAGCCCUUCCUUCCAGGGCUUGAGUGUUCUUAGUCACUGGGACACUGUUCUUGCUCAACACCUAGGGUC